AUGUCUGAAACAGGGGUCUCGGGAAAGACUGAGUUGAGCGAGUUGCUCAAGCAAUUAGAUGCCACCAUUGACAAUUUGGAAAGAAAACGGCUGCAACUCCAUGCCCAGGUUCAUCAAUCGACAGAUUCAAAGCAGACGGAAAGCGGCAAAAAGAACAAGCCAGGGGAAGACACUAGUCUUGGGAAGUUGAUUGGUCAGUUUGACGCGAAGCUCAAGCAGGCGCACUCCACCAGGGAAAACUUGAUCAAACUUGGAGAAUUGCUGCAGGGCCCCGCGGUCAAGGAGGAAGAUAAGCUCAAUGAGGAAAAUCUCCCGUUUAUGGACAUUCAAGAGGAAUACGACGAGGACGGAAACAUAAUCAGCGUGAAAAUCAACGAGGAGCCAUUUGAAAUUGACAAAUCGAGCACCAAGAAAAAUGGAGGAAAGAAGGUUCAAGCCCUGGAUGGCGGUUCCGCUCACAAGAGGCUGCAGCCUGCGAACAAAGAAAACGGCAAUCAUCAAGUAAAAGAGGGCAAGGAGGUAGAUGAGAGAGAAGAAGAAGAAGAGUUGAGGCAGUUAUUUAAGGAUAUGGAGCUACUCCCCCACCGGCGGGACAAGCGAGCCAUCAAUAUUGACCAGGAUGAAUUGUUGAAAAAAAUCGAUAAUCUUCAAGUCACGCCUCAGGAGAAGCAAGACUUGAGAAAAGCAUGUGUUGAAGCAUUCAGUGCAUUGCAUGAGGAUACAAACAACGAGAGCCUGGCCAAAGAUGGCAAGACGCAAAAAGGCGUUUUUAAUCCUACGGCAAUUGAUAAGGGUGACCUACUAGAGCUAGAGCUCCUCGCUGAAGACGUCAAAGACGAAGAUGAAGAUGGAGACGGGCGAGAACAACCCGUCAACAACGACGAUGAAUUUGAUUACGAUUUCGAGGAAGAUGACGAUGACGAUGACGAAGACGAAGACGAUGAAUAUUCGGAUAAUAUCCUCUAUGGCAAUGCUAGAGAUGGGUCUUGGUUUGGACGGAAAGAUCACAAGGAUGCAAAUAACUUGAUGUGGCAACAAAUCAACAAACUACGGAGCCUGCGUGAACAUCCUCCCCAGAAGCAUGAAUUGGUCGCCAACGAAGUGGAAAUGGAAGCUGUGGAAGAGCCCAAGAAGAAGCAGAAAUCGGUCCGUUUUGCUGAAAACCUCGACAUCAAGAACGUGGAAAACAUCAGCGGUAGCUUAAAGAAUCCACCGCCUGCGCCUCGCAAGCAGUCCCUCUUUAAACAGAAUCGAACCGGGCUCAGAGCCUCGCCGAUGCAGAGCGAAAAAAAUGAACAAGAACAUGCUGAGGAUCACGACGCUGUAAAGGAGACGAUUGUGGAGAGAGAUCCUGGUGGUGUGGAGGAUGCCAAUAAGGAUGAUGGUGUGGUUGGGGACGUGAUGGAGAAGGACGGUUUUGGAGUGGAAGAACUUAAACCACUGCAUCCAACGAAACGACCCGUGUCGCGAUUUAAAGCAAUGAGCAGCAAGUCGGGGAGUAACUCAACAUCGCCGAGCUCAGCGGAGACAAAAAACAUGGCUACUACUCAACAGAACGGUGAGAAAACAAACUCCCAUCAGCUCGAAGAAGAACAAGUAGAAGAUGGUGAUGAAAAGGGACAGCUGGUGAAAGCGACGCAAUUGGAUUACCACAAUAUGCACGAGGACUUGGACACCAUGGCCAAGGCCUACGUGUUGGGGAUGUACGACGACGACAUCACUACGCAGGGACCCGUGCUUGAGCACUUGGAUGACUUUGCCGGGCACAACAAGAUGGUUGAAGAAAAGAAACGCAGUGGCGCCUUGCUGGUUCAUGAUGAAGGAUCGGCAAAUUCGGACGAAAUCGGCAUGGAUUACCGAGAUGAGGACAACAUGGACAUUGAUGAGGAUGACAAUGGGGCCAUAAUGACUGAUGACAUAGUGGAGACCGAGUUCGACGACGCAGAUGGAGACGCUGGCAAAUUUGAUGAGGACGAGAUUCAUCUACGAGAAGUGCGAGACGACUACUACAGGUUGAGACAAAAGAUGAUCCUGCAACAAAAUGGGUACAAGCAGCCCUCGAAGGAAGAGAGAGAGUUUAUACCCGUGGAUGAAAAUGGCAACGAUGUGAAAGUGAGCAGGUUCAAGGCGGGCAGGUUGAGACCGACGUAA
This is a messenger RNA of Lodderomyces beijingensis, 2151 nucleotides long. The record is from the annotation of a GenBank genome assembly. NCBI's taxonomy places the organism in Eukaryota, Fungi, Ascomycota, Pichiomycetes, Serinales, Debaryomycetaceae.